Molecule: messenger RNA, 432 nt
Organism: Fusarium fujikuroi IMI 58289
Lineage: Eukaryota; Fungi; Ascomycota; Sordariomycetes; Hypocreales; Nectriaceae
Product: probable histone H2A F/Z family member HTZ1
Exons: 3
Coding region: 1-432 (143 amino acids)
Cellular component (GO): nucleosome
Molecular function (GO): DNA binding; protein heterodimerization activity; structural constituent of chromatin
Source: RefSeq, a predicted model, not a curated record
AUGCCUGGUGGAAAGGGAAAGUCUUCUGGCGGAAAGAGCUCCGGCGGCAAGACGAGCGCUGCUGAGGGCACCAAGAAGCAGCAGAGUCACUCUGCUCGUGCUGGUCUUCAGUUCCCUUGCGGUCGUGUCAAGCGUUUCCUCAAGCAGAACACCCAGCAGAAGAUGCGUGUGGGAGCCAAGGCUGCCGUGUACGUUACAGCUGUUCUGGAGUACCUGACUGCCGAAGUCCUCGAGUUGGCAGGUAACGCUGCAAAGGAUCUCAAGGUGAAGCGUAUCACACCCCGCCACCUCCAGCUUGCCAUUCGUGGUGACGAGGAGCUCGACACCCUGAUCCGUGCGACAAUCGCCUACGGUGGUGUCCUGCCACACAUCAACCGCGCUCUGCUGCUCAAGGUCGAGCAGAAGAAGAAGGCCAAGGCACUUGAAGGCUAA